Equus quagga is the source of this 4328-nucleotide messenger RNA. It is a transcript of the gene PCDH9, whose product is annotated as protocadherin 9. The coding region runs from base 615 to 4328 and encodes 1237 amino acids. The record is from RefSeq and is a predicted model, not a curated record. The transcript is spliced from 5 exons. Gene Ontology annotation, cellular component: plasma membrane. Gene Ontology annotation, biological process: homophilic cell-cell adhesion. NCBI's taxonomy places the organism in Eukaryota, Metazoa, Chordata, Mammalia, Perissodactyla, Equidae. Gene Ontology annotation, molecular function: calcium ion binding.
GCCUUAGAGUCUCUGAAGCACGAAAGAGAUAACCAAUUAGGAAUUUUGGGGGCAACUGUCGCCCCGGACAGCAGCCAGAGAAUCACCAUCACCCCAACUCUGACGUUUCCUGCAAGAAGUUAGAGACUUAAGCGAUAUUAACAUCGGAGGGAAAUGAUAUGCUUGACGCUGUGGAAAAUACCCCUAAGCUGAAGAAGUGCAACUGGAUGUUGUGUGUGUGUUAAAUACCAGAAGAGCCCAGACCCCGUGGGUAAUAGAGACGAAAUGUGGAGAGAAUGACUAACGACAAAUCUGUGAAUUUGUUCUCUGGAGUUGCUAAUUUGCCAGCCCGAAGCAACACAUUUUACAAGGAGGAAACGUUUUGCUGCUUCUGAUUUCUCCCCAAACUGGUGCUACCAGAUGCAUGGCUUUCUAUGUGUUGGAACAAAUCAUUGCUAACUGCAGCAUACCGGCAAAGGGGAAAGGUUGAGGCAACUAACUGGCUGUCUCCAAAUAAGCGAUGAGAUGUAAUGCAUCCUCCCGUCCAUGCACGCUUCCUCUUGCCAUUCGUGCAUCAUUCCUCAGUGGGAACCUUUAAACCCUAAAAUCCAGGAAAAGAAAAUAAAUACAUUAUCAUGGACCUGAGGGAUUUUUACCUGUUGGCUGCUCUGAUUGCCUGUUUAAGGCUGGAUUCCGCAAUAGCUCAAGAACUUAUUUACACUAUUAGAGAGGAAUUGCCUGAAAAUGUGCCCAUAGGAAACAUACCAAAGGAUCUGAACAUUUCUCACAUCAAUGCUGCCACAGGGACCAGUGCCAGCCUUGUCUACAGACUGGUUUCUAAAGCUGGGGACGCCCCUUUGGUGAAAGUAUCCAGUAGCACUGGGGAAAUUUUCACAACCUCCAAUAGAAUAGACAGAGAAAAACUCUGUGCGGGCGCCUCUUAUGCUGAGGAGAAUGAGUGUUUCUUUGAACUCGAGGUGGUGAUCCUCCCCAAUGAUUUUUUCAGGCUGAUCAAAAUAAAAAUAAUUGUUAAGGAUACCAAUGAUAAUGCCCCCAUGUUUCCAUCUCCUGUCAUCAAUAUUUCCAUUCCAGAAAACACUUUGAUCAACAGCCGCUUUCCAAUUCCAUCAGCAACAGAUCCUGACACAGGCUUCAAUGGUGUACAGCAUUAUGAAUUGUUAAAUGGGCAGAGUGUUUUUGGACUGGAUAUCGUGGAAACUCCGGAGGGAGAGAAGUGGCCGCAAUUGAUUGUUCAGCAAAACUUGGACAGAGAACAGAAAGAUACCUAUGUGAUGAAAAUCAAAGUAGAGGAUGGAGGCACUCCACAGAAAUCCAGCACAGCCAUACUGCAGGUCACAGUAAGUGAUGUAAAUGACAACAGGCCAGUGUUUAAGGAGGGUCAAGUGGAGGUGCAUAUUCCAGAGAAUGCUCCUGUAGGCACCUCUGUAAUUCAGCUCCAUGCCACUGAUGCAGAUAUAGGCAGUAAUGCUGAAAUUCGGUACAUUUUUGGUGCCCAGGUCGCCCCUGCAACCAAAAGACUCUUUGCUUUAAAUAAUACUACCGGGCUGAUUACCGUUCAGAGGUCCUUAGAUCGAGAGGAGACUGCCAUUCACAAAGUGACAGUGCUGGCUAGUGAUGGCAGCUCCACUCCCGCUCGAGCAACGGUUACCAUCAAUGUCACCGAUGUAAAUGAUAACCCUCCUAACAUAGACCUAAGGUACAUUAUAAGUCCCAUCAAUGGCACAGUGUAUUUAUCUGAGAAAGAUCCUGUCAAUACAAAGAUUGCCCUAAUUACAGUUUCAGAUAAGGACACAGAUGUGAAUGGCAAAGUGAUCUGUUUUAUUGAAAGAGAGGUCCCAUUUCAUUUGAAGGCAGUAUACGACAACCAGUAUUUGUUAGAGACCUCUUCUUUGCUGGACUAUGAGGGCACCAAAGAAUUCAGCUUUAAAAUUGUUGCCUCUGAUUCUGGGAAGCCCAGUUUAAAUCAGACUGCCCUGGUAAGGGUUAAGCUUGAGGACGAAAAUGACAACCCACCAAUUUUCAACCAGCCUGUAAUUGAGCUGUCAGUUUCUGAAAACAACCGACGUGGGUUAUACUUAACGACUAUUAGUGCCACAGAUGAAGACAGUGGGAAAAAUGCAGACAUUGUUUAUCAGCUUGGACCGAAUGCCUCCUUCUUUGAUCUGGACCGAAAGACAGGAGUUUUGACAGCCUCCAGAGUCUUUGACAGAGAAGAACAAGAGCGAUUCAUUUUUACAGUAACUGCCCGGGACAAUGGGACCCCUCCCCUUCAAAGCCAAGCGGCUGUGAUAGUCACUGUUCUGGAUGAGAAUGACAAUAGCCCCAAGUUUACUCAUAAUCAUUUUCAAUUUUUUGUGUCUGAGAAUCUGCCAAAGUAUAGUACUGUGGGGGUAAUCACAGUGACAGAUGCAGAUGCUGGAGAGAAUAAAGCUGUGACUCUUUCCAUUCUAAAUGACAAUGAUAAUUUUGUGUUGGAUCCCUAUUCUGGAGUCAUAAAGUCAAAUGUCUCAUUUGAUAGAGAGCAGCAGAGUUCCUACACUUUUGAUGUCAAAGCCACUGAUGGAGGACAACCACCUCGUUCCUCUACUGCAAAAGUAACUAUCAAUGUCAUGGAUGUCAAUGACAAUAGCCCAGUUGUCAUUUCUCCACCUUCUAACACUUCCUUUAAGUUGGUGCCCCUCUCAGCCAUUCCUGGCUCCGUGGUAGCAGAAGUUUUUGCAGUGGAUAUUGACACUGGGAUGAACGCUGAACUUAAGUAUACAAUCGUGAGUGGGAACAAUAAAGGCUUGUUUCGGAUUGACCCAGUCACAGGUAACAUUACUCUGGAAGAAAAACCAGCCCCUACUGAUGUGGGCUUGCACCGUUUGGUGGUCAACAUAAGUGACCUGGGAUACCCUAAGUCUUUGCACACACUUGUGCUUGUAUUUCUUUAUGUUAAUGACACUGCUGGAAAUGCCUCCUAUAUCUAUGACUUGAUUCGCAGGACUAUGGAGACCCCAUUGGACAGGAACAUAGGGGAUAGUAGCCAACCCUAUCAAAAUGAGGACUAUCUCACCAUCAUGAUCGCCAUUGUCGCCGGCGCCAUGGUGGUCAUAGUCGUGAUCUUCGUCACCGUUCUGGUGCGCUGUCGCCAUGCAUCAAGGUUCAAAGCAGCUCAGAGGAGCAAGCAAGGUGCUGAAUGGAUGUCACCAAACCAAGAGAACAAACAAAACAAGAAAAAGAAAAGAAAGAAAAGAAAGUCUCCCAAGAGCUCUCUUUUGAACUUUGUUACAAUUGAAGAGUCCAAACCCGAUGAUGCAGUUCACGAACCUAUCAAUGGGACAAUAAGUCUACCAGCUGAGCUGGAGGAGCAAAGUAUAGGAAGAUUUGACUGGGGCCCAGCACCUCCAACAACCUUCAAACCUAACAGCCCUGACCUGGCCAAGCACUACAAAUCUGCUUCUCCACAGCCUGCUUUUCAUCUUAAACCAGACACUCCAGUUUCUGUGAAAAAGCAUCACGUGAUUCAGGAACUCCCUUUGGACAACACCUUUGUCGGGGGUUGUGACACCCUUUCCAAACGCUCUUCCACUAGUUCAGAUCACUUCAGUGCCUCAGAGUGCAGUUCCCAAGGAGGCUUCAAGACAAAGGGCCCCUUACACACCAGACAGUGUAACUCACACAGCAAAAGUGACAAUAUUCCUGUCACUCCUCAGAAAUGUCCCAGCUCUGCGGGUUUCCACAUUCAGGAGAAUGAAGAAAGCCAUUACGAGUCGCAGCGCCGCGUUACGUUUCACCUCCCCGAUGGCUCCCAGGAAAGCUGCAGUGACAGUGGUCUGGGAGACCACGAGCCGGUGGGUAGUGGAACCCUGAUCUCACACCCUCUUCCUCUGGUUCAGCCACAGGACGAAUUCUACGACCAGGCCUCUCCGGACAAGAGGACCGAGGCGGACGGCAACUCUGACCCCAACUCUGAUGGGCCUCUGGGACCCCGAGGGUUAGCUGAAGCUACAGAAAUGUGCACUCAAGAGUGCUUGGUUUUGGGUCAUUCUGAUAAUUGCUGGAUGCCACCUGGCUUGGGUCCAUAUCAACACCCUAAAUCUCCUCUCUCAACCUUUGCACCCCAGAAAGAAUGGGUCAAGAAGGACAAGCUUGUGAAUGGGCACACCCUGACCAGAGCCUGGAAAGAAGACAGCAACAGGAACCAGUUCAAUGACCGUAAGCAGUAUGGCUCCAAUGAAGACCAUUUCAACAAUGGCAGCCACAUGACAGACAUUCCUCUGGCAAAUCUGAAGUCUUAUAAGCAAGCAGGAGGUGCUAUUGAGAGUCCUAAGGAACACCAACUCUAA